Trichoderma reesei QM6a is the source of this 1230-nucleotide messenger RNA. Its product is annotated as high affinity nickel permease. Gene Ontology annotation, molecular function: nickel cation transmembrane transporter activity. The transcript has 2 exons. Bases 1 to 1230 code for a protein of 409 amino acids. The record is from RefSeq and is a predicted model, not a curated record. NCBI's taxonomy places the organism in Eukaryota, Fungi, Ascomycota, Sordariomycetes, Hypocreales, Hypocreaceae. Gene Ontology annotation, cellular component: plasma membrane. Gene Ontology annotation, biological process: nickel cation transmembrane transport.
AUGCCCCUCCACCUCCCCACGCCCAAGUUCCUCCAGGGCCUCCCGUCCAACAGCAUCCGCAUCAUCGCCAUCCUCAUCACCGUCAACGCCGUCGUCUGGAUCGCCGUCGGCAUCGUCCUGCACUUCCACCCGGCCCUCAUCUCGCCCGCCGCGCUCUCCUACGCCCUCGGCCUCCGCCAUGCCCUGGACGCAGACCACAUCUCGGCCAUUGACCUCAUGACGAGGCGGCUCAUCGCGUCCGGCCAGCGGCCCGCCACCGUGGGCACCUUUUUCUCGCUCGGCCACAGCACCAUUGUCAUCAUCACGUGCAUCGUCGUGGCGGCGACGAGCGGCGCGCUGAGGGAGCGCUUUGACGGCUUCCAGCGCGUGGGCAACAUCAUCGGGACCAGCGUCAGCGCCGCGGUGCUCAUCAUCCUGUGCCUGGGCAACGGCUGGGUGCUGUACAAGCUGGUGAAGCGGCUGAAGGAGGUCCUCGCGCAGCGGAGGCGGCGCUUCGGCGAUGGGCAGGGCGGCGAGGUGGACGCUGCUGGGGUUGCUGCCGCGGCGUAUGCAAACGACCAGCUGCAGCUCGAGGGCGGCGGCUUCAUGAUCAGAGCGCUGAGGGUCAUGCUCAAGACGAUUGAUCGGCCGUGGAAGAUGUAUCCGCUGGGCGUGGUGUUUGGGCUGGGGUUCGACACGAGCUCUGAGAUUGCGGUGCUGGGCAUUGCGAGCAUCCAGGCGGUUCAGGGGACGAGCAUCUGGCUGAUUCUGAUUUUCCCCAUUCUGUUUACAUCUGGCAUGUGUCUUGUGGACAGCACUGACGGCGCCUUGAUGAUGGCCUUGUACACGUCCAAGGCCUUUUCACGGGACAUUGUGGCCAUAUUGUACUACUCCAUCGUGCUCACCGGCAUCACGGUCGUCGUGUCUGCCUUCAUCGGCAUCAUCCAGGUCCUGUCGCUGGUGCAGAACGUGGCGGAUCCGUCGGGCAGCUUCUGGGACGGGGUGUCUGCCGUUGGUGACCAUUUCGACAUCAUUGGAGCGAGCAUAUGCGGGGUGUUUGUCGUUGUUGGGAUCGGAUCUGUUGUGGUGUACGGGCCGUGGAGGAGGCGGAUGGAGAGGCGGAAUAUGGCUGUGCUGGCGGACGAGGAGGGCGAGGAUGGGGGAGACGAGAUUGAGAGGGAGACGCUGCCGCCGGGCUUGGAGCAGGGGGCAAGUCCAAAGACGGCGAGCACUCAGGUUGCACUUGUUUAA